UCAAUUUUACAAUACCAUUCCAGGAGACCACAACUCUCUAAUGGCCUUCACUAAAACUAGGAAGUGGAGAAGCACUAAUAAUUGCAAAAGCUUGCUUCUUGUUAAGCUAAGCUAAUGACAAAAUUACACAUCUGGAAACAAAUUACCCACAAAGAGAGAGCAAAAAGGUUCAACUUUCUUUCUAGAUUUUAGCUGUUAAAAACAGAAAACAAACAUCUGUAAGUGGAACAAGCACACAGACACAGACCCCCUUUGAUAGUUUGGCUAAAGCAGAUAGAAGACAGCUCAAUCACUGACACUCACAAAAAGCCCCAACUAUGAUUCGCCCUCUUAAACCCCAUUAAGUACUUUACCUUUCUUGAUAAUUCCUCCGCUUAAAGUUUGGUUCUUUUUUCUCUUAAAGGAGGUACCUUUGUGUUUUUUCAAGUUCACCGUUUCUGUGCUCAUUUCAUGAAUCUGUGGCUUCAAAAAAUCUCGUCUGACAAUUAGAUUGAUUGCGUGGAAAUAUUACUGUUACAUACACCUAGUUUUUGGUGACAAUUUAAGUGUAAACAUCUGUUUAUGGAAGGACCUGGCAGUUAAGCUCAUUCAUUAUCAUCUUAUGAACUCGAGGACCUCUCCUUGCUAGCAAAAGAUCUGUCCAUGCUAGUGUGUAUGCUGCUUGAUGGAAUUUACUUCUAUCUUCACUUGGGUUCGUGUGUUUCAAUGGAUCGAGCGCCUGGGUUGAUGUCAUUGAAGAUGGAAAUGCUCUUUGCAGCCUUAAUAUUGGCUUACUUGCAAUCCUUUGUAUUGUCUGACCCACAAGGAGAUGCCCUAUUUGCAUUGAAGCUUUCGAUGAAUAUUCCAAACAAUCAAUUGACAGACUGGAACCAGAAUCAAGUUAAUCCUUGCACUUGGACGAAUGUUAUCUGUGACAAAAGCAAUAAUGUCAUUUCUCUAACGCUAUCUGACAUCAACUGUUCUGGGACCUUGUCUCCUAUGAUAGGAACUCUAAGGACUCUCACUACACUAACACUGAAAGGGAAUGGCAUAACUGGUGGGAUACCAAAAGAGUUCGGAAAUUUGUCAAGUUUGACCAGCUUGGAUUUGGAAAAUAAUCGUUUAAGUGGUGAAAUACCAUCUUCCCUGGGUGAUCUUAAAAAACUACAAUUUUUGACAUUGAGUCAAAACAAUCUCAGUGGAGCUAUCCCUGAAUCACUUGCUAGUCUUCAAAACUUAAUCAAUAUUCUGCUCGAUUCAAAUAAUCUCAGUGGUCAAGUUCCUAAUCAUUUAUUCCAAAUUCCUAAAUACAAUUUUACAGGAAACCACUUAAAUUGUGGUGGGCUGAAUUUGCAUCUCUGUGAAUCUUAUAGCGGUGAUUCAGGUGGUUCACGUAAGUCAAAGAUUGGAAUUGUAGUUGGAGUUGUGGGAGGAUUUGUAGUUCUUUUUCUGUUUGGAGGCUUGCUAUUUUUUGUUUGCAAGGGUAGACGCAAAGGCUACAAACGUGAAAUAUUUGUAGAUGUUGCAGGUGAAGUCGAUCGAAGAAUAGCAUUUGGUCAGUUAAAACGAUUUGCAUGGAGGGAAUUGCAGCUCGCCACAGACAACUUCAGUGAGGAAAAUAUCCUUGGACAAGGAGGAUUUGGAAAAGUUUAUAAAGGAGUGCUUGCUGAUAACACCAAAGUUGCCGUGAAGCGUUUAACUGAUUUUGAAAGUCCUGGGGGUGAUGCAGCAUUCCAACGUGAAGUUGAGAUGAUAAGUGUAGCUGUUCACAGGAACCUAUUACGUCUGAUAGGGUUUUGCACAACAACUACAGAACGCCUCUUGGUGUAUCCAUUCAUGCAGAAUUUAAGUGUGGCCUAUCGUCUAAGAGAGCGUAAACCUGAGGAGCCUGUUUUAGAUUGGACAACCAGAAAAAGAGUGGCCUUAGGUGCAGCACGUGGGCUGGAAUACCUUCAUGAGCACUGCAAUCCUAAAAUUAUUCAUCGUGAUGUGAAAGCAGCUAAUGUACUACUUGAUGAAGAUUUUGAAGCAGUUGUUGGUGAUUUUGGCCUUGCAAAGCUGAUGGAUGUGAGAAAGACUAAUGUGACUACUCAAGUUCGUGGGACAAUGGGCCACAUAGCACCAGAAUACUUGUCCACUGGCAAGUCAUCUGGAAGGACUGAUGUCUUUGGGUAUGGGAUAAUGCUUCUGGAGCUUGUUACAGGUCAACGUGCAAUUGACUUUUCACGCCUGGAAGAAGAAGAUGAUGUCCUAUUGCUUGACCAUGUCAAGAAGCUGGAGAGGGAGAAACGACUGGAUGCUAUUGUAGAUCGCAACUUGAAUAAAAACUACAACAUCCAGGAGGUGGAGAUGAUGAUAAAAGUUGCUUUGCUCUGUACCCAAGCAUCGCCAGAGGACCGUCCAGCAAUGUCAGAGGUUGUGCGGAUGCUAGAAGGAGAGGGGCUUGCUGAAAGGUGGGAAGAAUGGCAGCACGUUGAAGUUACAAGAAGGGAAGAAUACAGCAGAUUGCAGAGAAGAUUUGACUUGGGAGAAGAUUCACUUUAUAACCAAGAUGCUAUUGAGUUAUCUGGUGGAAGAUGAGGAAAUGAAUUCUCCGGUGCAUUUAAAGUAUGUAAUUUCCAUUUACAUUAGCUUGAUGUUUUCCUCGAACGAAAACAGAUACAUGAAAAUAAAGGAAAGAAUGUGCUUUCAUAAUUUUUAUGACAGUUGCUCAUGUAGGCUCCUCGUUCUUCCUUUGUGUGAGCUCCUAUUUUGUCUGCGAUGAAACUAUUUUGGCGUUGAUAUGGUGGGCGUCUGCAAGGUUUCUCCGACCUCCAAUGUAAGUUCACCAAUUUGUCCUGCUUCCGAAGUCAGAUGGUCUCUACAACUCCCAAAAUUUGAAAGCUCUUUUUUUUUUUUUUUUCCAGUUUCAUAAUCGUAGCUCUAUUAUUUAUCCCAAGAAAAUGGUAUUUCGACUCUUGAGCUUCCUGCUUAGGCUUUUGCCUGCUGUAUUUCCACCAAUUUCAACGUCAUUUCACACUUGUUUUCUAGGAUUUUGCUCUGUCAGACAAUAUUGAAGCGACCUUUCAUUAAAACGAAAUGUAAUAUAUAACACAAAGGAUAUGAGGUUGUCUAUUUCCA
This is a messenger RNA of Populus euphratica (Euphrates poplar), 3099 nucleotides long. Its product is annotated as probable LRR receptor-like serine/threonine-protein kinase At5g10290. The transcript is spliced from 13 exons. Gene Ontology annotation, molecular function: ATP binding; receptor serine/threonine kinase binding; protein kinase activity. The record is from RefSeq and is a predicted model, not a curated record. Bases 643 to 2559 code for a protein of 638 amino acids. Gene Ontology annotation, biological process: protein phosphorylation. Lineage: Eukaryota; Viridiplantae; Streptophyta; Magnoliopsida; Malpighiales; Salicaceae.